AUGAAGCAAGAAUCGCCUGACACAGAUACCGGAGCCCUUCUACCGAGACUAGGCGACAUUGUGAAACGUUCCCUUGGAAUUGAGGAUGAGGGAUAUACGAUUUCCAGAUUCUUGAUCGGACUCUAUGAUGCAUCUCAAGGAAGCAGCCUGAUGACCAGCAGCUUUGGGGAUUUCAAGAAGGAGGUGGUGAAUAACGGUGGAGACGAGUUUCCUGAUACGUUCCUUAAAAGUGUGUUUGAGACGAUUCGACUGCUGCGUCCAGAGAUCAAGGCGGAAACUGCCGUCAAACAGGAACCUCUGAUAAAACAAGAACCAUCCACGGACGAUCUACCGAAAGAAGAGCCGACGUCAGUCAAAACAGAGACUAAGGUGAAGGCAGAAAAAGAGAGCUUCCCCGGAUUGGCUCUUCCCGACAAGAAGAUCAAGAUCGAGGAGUCCAAUAUUCCAGAUACAGAUUUGCAACCAAAGCAAGAAGAACCCGUUCGAGUGGGCAACAUAUAUAAAGGCAUCGUCACCAACAUCACGGCAUUUGGAGCUUUUAUACGACUAGACAAUACCGGCGUUUCCGGCCUCUGUCAUGUUUCUAAGCUAGCCUACGAUGGACGCCGAGUACCAAAAGCUGAAAAUGCCGUUUCCAUGGGCCGAGAGGUCUUCGUCAAAGUGCUCGACAUUCAGGGUGGGAACGGUAGAAACAAGAAGAAGAUUUCGUUGUCGAUGGUGGGCAUUGACCAGUUGGUUGGUGUGGAUAGACUGAAAGAACUUGAGAACGAAGGCCGUGGAAGGUCUCGCCAAAAUCAGCCACCACCCAAGAAAAGAAGACUUACAUCGCCAGAAAGAUGGGAAAUUCGUCAGCUUAUAGCUUCUGGUGCUGCUCUGGCUGCCGACUAUCCAGAACUCAAUGGCACUACUGAAGAACAGGCAGACCAGGAACCAGAGGACGAUGAGGCAGUGGACAUUGUGUUGAAUACCAAUGAACCGACUUUUCUCAAGGGCCAAACGGGCGGUCAAACCGGUCUGGGUUUCAACCCCAUGAUGAUUUUGAAAAACCCAGAGGGAUCCAUGAAUAGAGCCGCUAUGAACGGGUCUAAGCUUGCCAAAGAGUUCAAAGAGGAGAAGGCCGAGAAGCAAAGAGAGCUUGAAAAAGAGAUGAGAAUGGCCCAGGACUCCAAUGACCCCUUGGCAGAAAUGAAGCGUGACGAGAUCAUCAAGCAGAAAGUCAUCUCAGAAUGGAGAAAAAGCCAACUGCAGCAACGGUCGGAUUUGAAAAAGCUACCGAAACUCUCCAUAAGAGAGCAGCGAGAAGGGUUGCCUGUUUUUGCCAUGCGUACUCAGCUCAUUGAGGCUAUCGAGCAGAAUCAGUUUUUGGUGAUUGUUGGUGAGACAGGUUCCGGUAAAACCACCCAGAUUGUCCAGUAUAUCUACGAGGAAGCGUUGAAUGUUGUGGGUGGUACAGAAAAAAUUAUCGGCUGUACACAACCAAGAAGAGUUGCUGCUGUUUCUGUUGCAAAGCGUGUGGCUGAAGAAGUUGGUUGUAAAGUUGGCGAGGAGGUGGGUUACUACAUUCGUUUUGAGGACAUUACUUCUCCGAAAACCAAAAUAAAGUAUAUGACAGACGGUAUGCUUCAAAGAGAGGCGUUGCUUGAUCCCAGCAUGCUGAAAUACCUGGUUAUCAUGUUGGACGAGGCUCACGAACGUACCAUAGCGACUGAUGUUUUAUUUGCGUUGUUGAAAAAGGCCGCUCGACAGAAUCCUAAUUUGAAGGUUAUUGUCACAUCGGCAACGCUUGACCUGGCAAAGUUUGCAUCGUUCUUCAACGAAUGUCCGGUGUUGAAAAUCCCCGGAAGAACCUACCCUGUCGAGACACUCUUCUCUCGAGAACCAGAGCCAGACUACCUAGCAGCAGCUCUUGAUUGUGUGAUGCAAAUUCAUGUUGCUGAGGCUGAGGGUGACAUUCUUGUUUUCCUCACCGGUCAGGAAGAAAUCGACGCCAGCUGUGAGGUGCUUUACAACAGAAUCAAAACUCUAGGGUCGGCAGUUCCUGAGCUCGUCAUUUUACCGGUUUACUCUGCAUUAUCCUCAGACAUGCAGCUGAAGAUUUUCGAACCAGCUCCACCAGGUGCUAGAAAAGUCGUUUUGGCAACCAACAUCGCCGAGACAUCCAUCACCAUCGACGGUAUUCGCUACGUCGUGGAUCCAGGCUACGUCAAGGUAAACGCAUAUGAUCCCAAAAUGGGAAUGGACACAUUGGUGGUAUCACCGAUUUCACAGGCACAAGCAAAUCAGAGAUCCGGUCGUGCUGGACGUACCGGUCCUGGAAAGUGUUACCGUCUAUACACUGAACAGGCGUUCAAAACGGAAAUGCUUCCAAAUUCGAUUCCGGAAAUCCAGCGUCAGAACCUCUCGCUCACCAUCUUGAUGCUCAAGGCGAUGGGGAUCAACGACCUUCUCAACUUUGAGUUUAUGGAUCCACCACCUGCCCAAACUCUAGUGAAUGCAUUGCACGAUCUAUACAAUCUCGAUGCACUUGACGAAGAAGGCUACCUCACGCCUUUUGGCAGAAAAAUGUCCGAGUUUCCUAUGGAGCCUGCUCUUGCCAAAACGUUGAUCGAGUCUACGGAGUUAGGAUGUGUGGAAGAGGUUCUCACCAUUGUGGCCAUGCUUUCGGUCCAAUCUGUGUUCAACAGACCAAAGGACAAACAAGCUGCAGCUGAUCAAAAGAAACAACGGUUCCAUUCGGUCUAUGGCGACCACAUUACCCUUCUAAACGUCUACAGAGCCUGGGACCUCAAUGGCCGUUCAGCAGGCUGGUGCAAAUACAAUUACAUUCACGAACGAAGCAUGAGAAGAGCACUUGAUGUCCGCAAGCAGCUUGGCCAAAUCAUGAAGAGAUUCAGAAUCCCUAUUGACAGUUGUGGGUCAGAUACUAUAGCCGUACGCAAGGCCUUCUGUUCUGGCUUUUUCCGGAAUUCCGCCAAAAGAGACCCCCACGAAGGCAUCUACAAUACUUUAGUUGACCAAACUCCCGUGAGCAUGCACCCGCUGCUGGCGCUUUUCGGAAAAUCUACAGAGUAUGUCAUCUACCACACUGUGCUCCUCACCACCAAAGAGUACAUGCACUGUGUUAGUGCCAUUGACCCUCGGUGGCUUCUCGAGUUGGCGCCUCGUUUCUUCAAAAAGGGUGAUCACACCUCGAGGAAAAACGAAAAAAUCGUACCUCUAUACAACCGUUUUGCAGAAAACCAGGAUGCCUGGAGACUCACCUCUCAGAUUGAAGCUAAAAAGCGCGCUUUGGAGCAGCUCAACCAGUGA
Molecule: messenger RNA, 3309 nt
Organism: Candidozyma duobushaemuli
Lineage: Eukaryota; Fungi; Ascomycota; Pichiomycetes; Serinales; Metschnikowiaceae
Gene: PRP22
Product: DEAH-box ATP-dependent RNA helicase
Exons: 1
Coding region: 1-3309 (1102 amino acids)
Biological process (GO): spliceosomal complex disassembly
Cellular component (GO): catalytic step 2 spliceosome; intracellular anatomical structure
Molecular function (GO): RNA binding; ATP binding
Source: RefSeq, a predicted model, not a curated record